AUGCUCAAUACGGUCCACUGGUGCCUUCUAGGGACCUUACUAGCCUCACUUCCUAUGGGAUCCGUCCACAUCAAUGCCGUUCCCUUGGACUAUUCCGGUGAAGAGAAGGGUCAUGACCUACUGGAUAGCUCAGUUGCCCAAACAUCCUCACCUCACGAUACCCCCAGAAUCAAUUUGAAGGAUCAAGGGUUGUACUUUUCGGUGCGACAGAAAGAUUGGCAGAAGGUGGAAAAUAUGGAUUGGCAGAAGGUGGAAAAUUUGGAUUGGCCAGGGGAGGAAUACAUAGACCGACUAGAGGUGGAUAAGAUGGACCUCAGUUCCCCCGCCGGAGGAUCACUCGGUCUUGCCAACACCACAACCCGCAAUCACAACCGAAUUGGCAGCACAAUGGUAGCUAACAAAUUAUUUGUGCCAUGGGACACGAAAAAGCAACCUUCCACUUCAAAUUUGGUGACUCGAACAUCUAUCCUCUAUGUUGUAUGCUUCAUCAUGGCUGUUUCUGUUCUCUAUGUCAUCGGCUAUGGCCUCUACACUGCCUUUACAAGGUGCAAAUCCUGGUUUACGUCUUUUUUUAGGGCCAAUCAUGAUGAACUUCCCCCGGUACAGCUGGAAGAGAGUGCGGGUGUUAGUUGGACCGAUGGGAGUAAUAUAAGUUCCCCCCAGCCGGGGGUUCAAGAACCGGGGGAGCUGCAAGAAUCUUGGGCGGAAACUAGUAUUGAUACGAAUAUACUGGGUAAUCCAGAGGCUUCAGGUACCGCGGCGAUGAUAUCGGCUACGGGAACAGUUAGGAGACAUAUAAGGAGCACUAUUCGAGGGGAUGAGGUGCCCCAUGAAAUCGGAUGA
Molecule: messenger RNA, 843 nt
Organism: Morchella sextelata
Lineage: Eukaryota; Fungi; Ascomycota; Pezizomycetes; Pezizales; Morchellaceae
Exons: 3
Coding region: 1-843 (280 amino acids)
Source: RefSeq, a predicted model, not a curated record